Molecule: messenger RNA, 5050 nt
Organism: Schistocerca piceifrons (Central American locust)
Lineage: Eukaryota; Metazoa; Arthropoda; Insecta; Orthoptera; Acrididae
Product: apolipoprotein D-like
Exons: 5
Coding region: 103-888 (261 amino acids)
Molecular function (GO): pigment binding
Source: RefSeq, a predicted model, not a curated record
CACUGCCCCUCCUGCUGGAGCCAAUAGAGUAUUUAAUUCGAGCGCGCCGCUUGCUUGGGCUGUCAUUCCUGGGGAGGCAGUCUGAGAGGAAUACUGGUGAAUAUGGCUGCUGUAACAUGUCUGUUGGCCUUGCUGUCUGUUGUGGUGGCAGUGAAUGGCCACAGUUACCACCUUGGAGGAUGCCCCACUGUUGAUCCAAUGCCGGACUUUGAUGUCAACAGGUUCUUGGGCAAAUGGUAUGUCAUUCAGAAGACAUCAACAGGCAGCACUUGCCUGGUCAACAACUAUGCUGUAGACACUAACCAUACUGGCCACUACUUGCUGGAGCAGCGCAGCCAACACUUUAUUCUUGGAAUGACAUCUGUGGACCAUGUCUAUCGCUACACUGGAGAUCUGACGAUACCUGACAAGCAAACACCUGGUGCUAUGCGAGUCAGAUUCCCUCUCAGCAUUGCCGGCAGUGCAAGCUACACAGUCUUUGCAACAGACUAUGAAAAUUAUGCUGGUGUCUUCACCUGUCAGAAGCUGGCCUUUGCUCAUCGCCAGUCUGCAUCGAUACUGUCCCGCUCACCCACUCUCGACAAGAUGUAUGUUGAGAAGAUACGAAGCAAGUUGACCAGUUUUGGUGUUGAUCCUUUUGAUCUGAGCAUCAUCAAGCAAGAUGAGUGUCCGAAGGUGACAGAUGACAGCUAUAAUAUCAAUAUCAACCCAGAUACCUUCAGCCCUGGUAGUAUUGCCGGUGUUGUUCGUACAGCAGGAGAUAAGUUGGGUGAUGGUGUUGAAGUAGUUGCUGAAGGUGCCAAGAAGGUAUACCAUAAAGUCCGUGGAGAUCGGGAUCGGGAAGAAAUUAGCAUUUAUCAGCCAGAUGAGUCUGAGUGGCUUCCAUAAAUUGGUGAAUGUUGGGUAAUUAAAUUUUAUUCACCCUCUUCACAGACGAAUUUGAAACUUAACGAAAGAAUCAGUUUUUUGAAUCUGUUAUUGAUAGUAUAUUAGUUUAAUGGAUUUGUGAUACAGUUGGCUAAAGUAUAAAUGUAAUGAUGAAUUGAAAUGUAUCUGAUGGAAUUUGACUUGUUCUUGUACCAAUGGAUUCGUAUAAAUUGUUCCAGGAACAUGUGUUUUUGCUCAGUUUCUUGUUUCAGUAAAGGGUAGUGUAUGAACAUAAGUAUUCCAUAGCUUAUAGUUGAAACACUUAUCAAUUUCUAUAAUUUUUACUUUUAGUGAGUAAAAAAAUUGUGCCAUAUUAGCAUUUUGUGAUAUUGGAUAAUCACCCUUGCCAUUGUCACCAUCCUCUUUUGUGUACAUUUUGUUUCCUAGUGUAAAAUAGUUUGUAUUAGUUCUAGUCAAAAAGUGUUCUUGAAAUACUUCAGUACAUUGUCGAAUGUAAGAAAAAAUAAGGAAAAACUAGGCAUCUGUGCUACCUAUGAUAGUGUCAAAGUAUAAAUACUGCCUUCAGCAGAGACUUCUGUAAUAUAGAAUUUCUGUGUGUGCCUGUGGUUAUGUAAAUAAUAUGUCUGAAUGUGGAAGUAUAGAGAUCACUGUUUUGAGGUUUUGUGUUGAAUAAGACUCUCUCCAAAACAUAUGCCCACAUACAUCACACUUCGUAAUAUGCUGAUUCAUUUCAUUAAAUGUACAUACCAUUAACAAACAUAAAUCAGUUUCAUAAGUCUGUGAAGCCUAUGCCUAAUAUUAUGAAUUCAGUGACAUAUCACAGAGAAUUAUAAAAACAUAAUUUAUCUGCCUUGAAUUCUGCAGUUUUUAAAUAUAUUUAAUUGUAUACAGUACUUGACUUGUGUUGUUAAGCUGAUUAUUAGUUAAAUUAGUCUUGUUGAAAGAACAUUUUUUUAAUAAAAUUACCAUACUAGCAGAUGAUGUUACAGUAAUAACAUUUAAAAAGAAAUUUGUGUGGAACAGAGAGAGUUGUGUAAUUGUUGAACUUGUUGAUACAGUGUCAUUGACAGAUUUUUUUUAGAGGCUGUGUUAUUUUUUAAUAGGUGUCCUGCUUUGAUGAAAACAGAUGUACAAAGCAGAAAUACUUGAGAAUUUAUCCAAGUAAGGGGGUUUCUUUUGUUAAAUGGGCAUUAUGGAAAUGAAUAGUUUCCAAUAAUAUAGUGUGUGUGUUUUUGUUUGUUUUGAAAGGCCAAUUUCUUGUGCUAUGAAGGCACUUUGUGUUUUGCCUUUUUUUUUAGUAGAAAGGCAAUAUUUUUUUAGUGUAGCAGCCUCUGUGUAAUACUGGAUUGCUUCUGUGUUGGGAAACUAAUGGAGGGGGUUGGGGGGUGGGAUGUAGAAAAAAUUACACAGUAUGUGUGUGAAUUGGUAUGAGUUAUAUAUCAACAAGAUACCCUUCUAUGUUAAAUGGGGCAGCUUUUUGUAGUUAAUGUGGCAGCUUCUGCAACAAAGGAGUGAAUCUCCUGAGUAUGUGGACCAGCUUUUGUACUGAGUAGUGUAGCUUCUGUAUCUAGUUGGCCCACUUCUGUUUGAAGUAGGGCAGUUUCUGUAUCAAGUAGGGCAGCUUCUGCACCAAGCAGGGCAGCUUCUUCUUUAAGAGGGACAACUUCUAUAUUAAGUGAGGCAGCUUCUUUGUCAAGUGGGGCAGCUUCUUUGCCAAGAGGGCAGCUUGUAUGUCAAGUGGGGCAGCUUGUAUGUCAAGUGGGGCAGCUUGUAUGUCAAGUGGGGCAGUUUGUAUGUCAAGUGGGGCAGCUUGUAUGUCAAGUGGGGCAGCUUGUAUGUCAAGUGGGGCGGCUUGUAUGUCAAGUGGGGCGGCUUCUGUGUCAAGUGGGGCAGCUUCUGUGUCAAGUGGGGCAGCUUCUGUGUCAAGUGGGGCAGCUUCUGUGUCAAGUGGGGCAGCUUCUGUGUCAAGUGGGGCAGCUUGUAGGUCAAUUGGGGGAUCUUGUAUGUCGAGUGGGGCAGCUUCUGUGUCGAGUGGGGCAGCUUCUGUGUCGAGUGGGGCAGCUUCUGUGUCGAGUGGGGCAGCUUCUGUGUCAAGUGGGGCAGCUUCUGUGUCAAGUGGGGCAGCUUGUAUGUCAAGUGGGGCAGCUUGUAUGUCAAGUGGGGCAGCUUCUGUGUCAAGUAAGGCAGCUUCUGUGUCAUUUGGGACAGUUUCUGUGUUGUGUGUAAUAACUUUUGGGUCACAUGAGGUUGUUUUUCUGUCAAGUGGAAAAGCCUUUUGGUCAAGUGGGGCAGCUCUGUGAUCAAGUGGGGCAGCUUCUGUAUCACAUGGGACAGUUUCUGUGUUGUGCAGAAUAGUUUUUGGUUACAUGAUGUUGUUUUUCUGUCAAGUGGAAAAGCCUUUUGGUCAAGUGGGGCAGCUCUUUCAUCAAGUGGGGUAGCUCUAUUGUUAAGUGUGGCAUAUUCUUUGAUCAAAUAGGAUAGGUUUUAGGUUAGAUAAAACAGCCUUUUUAUGAAGUAGGGUAGCUUUUAUAUCAGUUGGACCAGCAUGGCGGUCAACUGGGACAGUUUGUGCUUAAAGAUGGAGUAGAAUCUCUUUAGUAAAUGGGCCAGCUUUUGCUCCAGGUGGGAUAGCUUCUGCAUCAAGUAAGGCAGCUUGUGUGUCAUGUGGGAGAAACACGUGGAUAAAUGGCACAGAAUUUGCAUCUAGCAAUGCAGUUUCUGUGUUAAAUGGGGCAGCUUUAGAGUCAAAUGGGGCAAGUUCGGUAUCAACUAUGGCAAUUGAUCAAUUAUGGCACCAAAGUAGACCAACUUUUCGUAACAUUUAUUUUCCUCAUUUAAAAUCUAGUAAACAUGUCAAGGGAGAAAUAAUUCUUGUGAAGUGGUGCAGCUAAUUGCUAUAAACAAUUGCAGCUUUGUAAUGAACUGAGACAGCUCUUUUACGACUAGGACAUAAUUUAUGUAAUAUGUGAUCACAUUUGGCAUAUUUUCUGAUCUUAGAGGCUCUUUUUAACUAUUAAAACCAUAGAACCAUUCUGUAACUAGUUUGUAAAUAGGUAUAGUGUGCUGUAAGGCUCCAUAGACGAUAUAAUAGUACUUGGUUACAUAGUAUUUUUGUUGUUUUAAUGGUACAUAUACAUCCUUAAAAAUAUUGUGGUUUGAAAUAUUAGGACAAUGUUGUUUGUUGGGGUGAAAUCAUAGUAAAAGAGAAGUUAACAGUUAUUUCAGAAAAUGGGAUGUAGGCAGCUCCAGUUACAUGAAAAGAUAGCAGUUUUCCGUGUAGAUUACUGUGCUGUUGCUGUCUAAAAUGAUGAGCUUCACUCAUAGGAACAUUUAGGGUGCUAGUGGGUAGCUAUUUCUAACAGAGUAAUGGUGUUCAAAACAAGUGUUGCGACAGUAGAGGAAUUUGGCAGUUUUGUUUCUGUUGAAAUCUUGAAUGAUGUUGCAACAGCACAAGAGAUUUAUGGUGUGAUUUAUUCAUAGAAAUUAGAACUUUUUCCAAUCCAUGGCUGUGUAAUGCAGCAACCAGUGGUAACAAUAUGAAAGAAAAAACAGUCUUGGUUGCAAAACUGCAGUUUGUUUUAUGUUUAUAGAAACUGUUAGCUACAUAUGUUAUUAGUAUUACAGAUGAAGGCAACUAUUCAAAAUUACUACUGUUGCUUAGUAGAAGGAGAAUGCUAUGAGACCUGUAGAUGUUAAUGAGAUUAAAUUAUGAGGUAGCUAAGACAUUUAAUAUGUAAUGGUGCUACAAUAAGAAGACAUUUAAUAUUUAAUGGUGUUACAAUAAGGAGAAUAAUUUAUUUGAUUUGAUGUGAUGAUGUCACUGAAUCCAUUCUGAAAAAAGAACACUUAUAGCAAGAGUCUUCCGAAAGAGAUUCUACUUUUUGUUAUAGUUAUCAUUUUACUGAUUAGUAAUAUUGAAUGAGUUGCAACAUAUGUAGAGUAGUGUGAAAUAGUGUUUCCUUAAUCAAAGAAUGAGUGUGUUUGUGUAUUAAUGUUAGCAAAUUUGUUAGGAACUUUGGCAUAUAAGGAGAGCAUCAUGCAAUGACUGAAGCUUGUGUAGAUAUGAUCUUGUAUUCCAAUAUGUUACUCUAUGAGUGACAAUGUAUAUGAUAAGUGGAAUGAUACAUGAAUUGUAAAUAAAUAAACAUAUUUUUGAAUUACA